CAGCAGACGAGUUAUUUGUUUGGGUUGCUUGUAUAUUCAGUGUUUAUAUUUCAUAAGUCAGCAACGAAAAAUAUUUUUAAUGCUUGCUGGAUUACAAAAGGUACACUCGAAGAAACAAUGAACUCCAAGAAAAAACACAAUAUUCAAUUUACAAAACCAGCUGAGCCACCAUUUUUAACCAGACUGAAGCAGCAAGCUGGUUAUGUGGAAGGACCAAACGUUGAUACAAAGAAAGAAAAACUACCAGAAAUUGAUGACGAUGAUUUUCAAGACAGAGAUGAUGAGAGACCUGUUGUUGUUGUCAUGAAUGAAGGAGAUUUGACAGAACAAGAGGCUUAUGUACAUGUUAAAAUUCAAGAAGCACAAAAAGAAGUUGAAGUUGCCAAGGCAGAGUUAUCUCAAAAGAUAAUUUUUAAAAGAAAAAAAAAUCCUGAAGAUUUGGGUUCUGCGGAAUGUUCCAACCCUAAAGAAGUUAAAAAGAAAAAAUCUUCAAAACCACCAAUGAGACAUGUUUUGUCAUUCAACGAUGAAGAGGAUGAGUGACAUUAGUGUGAACAGAAUGAAAUCAAAUAAGUACUGUAAAUAAGAAUGUUAAUUAAAAUAUGUUUUAUAAGGGAAUUUUAAUCGUAUUGAACACUCCACAUUAGCCACCUACCACAACCACUGUCUUGGUGUACAUAUCAUCAUUGUGCAAUCUUUUUUUAGUUUAGUGUAACACACAUGUAGCAACAUGCGUGUCCACGGUGUUUAUUUCAAACUCCUGCAUUAUUUGAUCCUGUAAAUCUCGCUUUGCCAAAAUAUUUCAAAUAAAUGUA
Messenger RNA from Copidosoma floridanum, 815 nucleotides. RefSeq lists its product as uncharacterized. The record is from RefSeq and is a predicted model, not a curated record. NCBI's taxonomy places the organism in Eukaryota, Metazoa, Arthropoda, Insecta, Hymenoptera, Encyrtidae.